Gigantopelta aegis is the source of this 2372-nucleotide messenger RNA. RefSeq lists its product as uncharacterized. The record is from RefSeq and is a predicted model, not a curated record. The transcript has 4 exons. Lineage: Eukaryota; Metazoa; Mollusca; Gastropoda; Neomphalida; Peltospiridae. The coding region runs from base 157 to 1029 and encodes 290 amino acids.
AGUGGACCGAUUAGUCCGGGUUCCACUGUGAGUUUACACAGCACAGCAAAUAUUGGCACUCCCUAUGACUCACAACCCUGGAGCUGGGAGUGGAGAGAUAACAAUGCCUGGAUCCGUUACCCGCAUGACGGGGCUAUCACAGACCAUCCCAUUAACAUGGAAAAUUGUACCAACAAAGGGGCGACUACUCUAUCACACAGUGUGACCACUUCCGAUAACGAACGGAAGUUCCGGUGUCUUGUCAACGCGAACCCAGCUUACUCCACAGAAAUUACUGUCUGUAUUCAGUCUCAGCCUAGUAAUGUACAGCUUACUGCAGUCCCCGGCGGACCGAUUAGUCCGAGUUCCAGUGUGACGUUACGAUGUACAGCAAAUGUUGGCAAUCCACACAUCCAGAAUCCCUGGAGCUGGGAAUGGACGGCAGACAAUGUCUGGACUCGUUACCCGGAUGACGGUGCUAUCACAGACGACCCGGUUGACACGGACACAUGUACUAAUACAGGGGCGACUACUCUAUUACACACUGUCACUACUUCCGAUAAUGGACGAAAGUUCCGUUGCGUCGUCAGCAAUGAUGACGCAUACUCGGCAGAAGUUAGAGUGUGCUUAACGUCAAAUCCACAUGACAUCCGGGUCACUCAGAAACCAGACGCAAUCCUGAACCCAGGAGACGGCGUGGAACUGAAAUGUUCGGGAAAUCUCGGCUCAACACAUCUAACUAAGCCCUGGUCAUGGCAGUGGAAGAACGGCGACACCUGGCAACGAUACCCUCACUCGGACAGAAUCACUGACGACUCGGUCGUAAGCACAGAUUGCGAAAAUACAGGGGCGACCACUCUAUCUCACAGUGUGCUAUCAGACGACAAUGGCCGCAUGCUUCGAUGUCUCGUCAACGGAGAUGUGCAGUACGCUGGUAAUUGCCGCAUUUCUGUCCACGCUCAGGCUCCCAAGGAAAGCGGGGGAAUACAUACAAAGGAAUUCUAUUCGAUGACUCUUGGAAUCGUCACACUAGUACUGUUUCUGGAGUAGCGAGUACAACAGUAUGAAGAAAACAAUAACAGCACACUGACCCAAGAAACAAACAUGAUCUUUCAGUUUGUUAACAAAUAUUUCACUAUCGUAGCCGACUUUCAGGCGUUUGAAUUGAUUUAUGUUUUAUAACUGCAACAAUGUCGUAGAAAUCGGUUCACUAUUGGCAUAUUCCAUGCAUUUUGGUAUUUUUAAUUUGAUUAAUUAUAAUUAUGACAUUAAAAUGUUUUAUUCAUUGCCUAUUUCAGAUAUUUAUACAUGUAUUAUUUAUUUGCAUAAUUGUAAUAAUGAAGAAAAAAAACCCACCCUAAAUGUUCUCAUAAUUGUCAGUUUUAGACACUUGACCUUUUACAAUUUGCAUAAACAUAAUGAUAUGUUUCAAUAUGUUCUCUGUUGUCACUUUAUGUGUUUAUUAUUCAGAUGAAUAUACAAAUUCGAAAAACGUAUUUAUAUGAAUGUACAGAUUCGACAAUGAACAUCAGUGAUUCGUGUUAUAUAAAUUAAAACUGGUUUUCUGUUAUCGUAAAACGAAUGUUGGCCCCCUUUUUUAAUUCUAAAGCAAAUGACAUUUGAAUAAUAAUAAAUAAUAGUUACUGUAAUAUUAAAUUACAUAUUUUAUUUUCGCUUAAUUUUAUUAAAUUUAUUACUGUGAAUAUCAGACUUGAAUUGGCUUUUUCACAUAUAACUGCUUCAGAAUAAAGAACUAUCAUAAAAUAUUGCCAAUGUAUCCAUAGUUAUGCUAUUCUAAUCAGUAUUAUGUGGUGUAGAUUUUUAAAGAUGACUUUGUUACCAUUGUAACUAUUGUAAAUUAUUAUACACAUUUAGAAACAAACGAAGAUUUUCUUAAAUCGACUAAUGUAUUAUUCAGAUAUUUAAUAUUAUUUAUUAAAAUAUACACAAGUGAAAUGUUGUUCUAUUUUCUUGGUUUGGUUUUAUUCAUUUGUGGACAGUAAUCUUUUAUUUAUGUAGUUAUGUAUUGAUUUUGAUUUUUUUUUUUUUUUUUUGAUUUUUUUUUUUUUAAUGCGGUCUCAUCUUUCUUUAAGUGUUUAGUGUGAUGGGCUGUUUUUUAAAACGAAAAAAACGAAAGCGACAGGAAAAGACAGACAGACAGACAGACAACGAAAGACAGAGAUAAGAGACACUGAGUGUACAUGUGUGUGUGUGUGUGUGUGUGUGCGCGCGCGCGCGCGUGUGCGUGCGUGUGUGCGUAUGUGUUGCGAUAACAAAAAGCCCUACCAGACUGAGGUUGUUUUAAAACUAGGCUCGUAUUUAACACGACUUCAUAUUUGUACGUGAAAUAUAAGCAGUUUAGUACCUCGUAAUAGUUUAAUCAAAAAGAAAGA